GUUAAAAACAUGAAUGUCACCAAGCGAAGACGUUGUCAAUGUGUUUUCUCUGAAGAAGAAAUGGCUGCCGUAUCUGACUGUUUUUCCAUUGGGAGUGUAGUGUGGUGCAGAACUUGUUAUAACACAGAAUUCGAGGGGGAAGUUCUAUCCUUCGACUCCAACUCAAAAAUCUUAAUUCUGAAAUGUUGUUCUUCAAAUGGAGAUCCUAAGUUAAAUGAUAUACACUUCAUAAAUCUAGCCCUAGUAAGCGAACUGCAGGUCAAAAGAGAGUCAGCAUCCCCGCCAGAACCUUUACAAUCAUUAAAUAUAGAAAGAAUUAACAUUAGGGUAAAAAAUCAAGUUGAGGAAAAACGACGGAUACUUCAAGCCAAAUCCACAAAUGCAUCCACAGAAGGCCAGAGUGUAUUCAUAGCCAUUGCUAAAGUAAUUGAUGAAAUUAGUUGGAGGAACUCUGAAAUAAUUGUAUUUAAUCAAGAAUUUUCGCAGGUCAUCAUCAGCCCGCCUUACCAACUGGAAAAUAUCAAAGGAGAUCCAAAUCACAAAGGGUUCACUUACAUAAAAAAAGUGGUUGAAAAACACUGGAACGACUACUCUCAAAACAAUUCACAAAAUCUUGUUCAGUCAAAUUCCAAUGCGAAUUAUAAAUAAAGAAGCAAGUUUGUCUCAAAAAGUCUCUGUUUAUUUUUAAUUGAAAAAUAUUAUCUUCAGUAUCCAAUUGUCGAUCGAUUUUGAUUGUGACGUAAUUUGAUUUUGGGAUCAUUCCCAACGAUAAUUUCCAUAUACACAGUUUGUUUAAGCAGUAUUGAACAAAAUGAAUUUUACAUCGAUUCUUUAAUUGAUUUAACAGAAUUUUUUUGGUGUAUGAAAUAUUUUUCUUAUAAAAUAAAAGAUUUCUUUUUC
This is a messenger RNA of Coccinella septempunctata (seven-spotted ladybird), 900 nucleotides long. RefSeq names its product protein LSM12 homolog. The record is from RefSeq and is a predicted model, not a curated record. Lineage: Eukaryota; Metazoa; Arthropoda; Insecta; Coleoptera; Coccinellidae. The transcript is spliced from 5 exons. The coding region runs from base 10 to 648 and encodes 212 amino acids.